AUGACCACCCUGAAUGAAUCGCUGGUGAUUGCACUAGAACGGUCCAACGGACGGGAUAGUUUCUUGACCGGAGCGGAAACUCUUCUGCGACUUCUGGACAACAUAAUUCGAGACCCUCAAAAUGGGAAGUUUCGGACAGUGCGCCUGGAGAAUAAAACCAUUAAGGAAAAAUUGCUUGCUUGCAGUGGAAUGAAACAGCUUAUGUUGGAGAUUGGCUACGUUGAAGCAAACGGGACGCUGUCGCUGCCUUCUAAUGUGGUUAUUGCCAAGCUACGAAAAUAUCGGGACUUUAUAGCCGAACGAAUGGAGUUAUGUAAAAAUCCCGGCGCUGCGAAACCGUCCACUUCGAAGGACGUCCAGCUGGAGGCCAAGGAGCGGGUUAUUAGCGUGCCGAGGCCCACGAUUCGGGCCGGGAGUGCUUUCCAGAAACGUAUUGCCUUCCCGAAGAUCGUGUGUGCGAGGAAUGCUUUGUUGCAACAGUUGGAACUGCUUUCGGACCAAGUCAUGCAGUACGAGGAUGAGGAAUUGCUGGAGAGCGGAAGAAAUUUGGUUCCACUGGAAACUUUGAAGACACGAGCCAAGGAGAAGCUUCGGCAGGUGCAGAAGCUGGUCAAGGCUGGCACGUUCGACGGAGAGGAGCCGUGGUUGGAGGAUUUGAUCCUUGAAGAACUAGUCGGCUGGUUCAAGGCAGACUUCUUUCGUUGGGUUAACGCUUUACCUUGUACGGUUUGUGGCAACGAAAAGACCCAACAGGUGGAUAGUCGAGUCGAGGACGGCGUUCGAGUUGAGGUCUACAAGUGCUGUAAUGAACUGAGAAGAUUCUAUCGAUACAACGACGUCGAGAAACUGUUGCACACUCGGUGCGGACGUUGCGGGGAAUGGGCCAACUGCUUCACCUUUCUGUGCCGAGCGUUAGGCUACGAAGCUCGUUUUGUAUUCUCUACUGGCGAUCACGUGUGGACAGAGGUCUACUCGGCUCGCCAGGGACGGUGGAUUCACGUUGACCCGUGUGAAAACGCUAUCGAUUCUCCGUUGAUGUACGAGCACGGUUGGAAGAAAGAGAUUUCCUAUGUGUUCGCCUUCUCCAAGGAAGAUGUUACAGAUGUGACGUGGCGAUACUCCAACGAUCACCAGAAGGUGCUGAAAAGUCGUCGAACUUGUUCCGAAAGUGAACUGCUGGACACGAUCCUUAAGCUGAGAGCGAAACGUCGCGGCAAGCUGUCCGAACCAAGAAAGGCCUAUCUGCGCAAGCGGACGCUUUGGGAGUGUCUGGAUUUGCUGGCGACACGAGCUCCUUCGCAAGCCGAACUAGAAGGACGCAGUUCUGGAAGUAUGGACUGGCGGCUGCAGCGUGGCGAGCAGAAGCUCAACACAUUUUACAUCUUCAUUCCGAACGAACAGGAAAUUCGUGCAAAGCAAUUCAACGUGCGCUACUCCUGCGCAAAGGACACUUAUGAGCGAUUUUUGAAAGAAUCGACCGGAGUUGAGGUGCUGGAAAGUGCCAAGGAUUGGCAGAGCCGUCAGUACACUAGCGAAAACGUUUUCAGAAAGGAGGAGCACGAUUGGAAGAUGGUUUACUUGGCACGGACCGAGGGCACCGAGCGAGGCAGCGUCUGCUGGAAGUUUGAUUUUUCUAUCCAAGGCAUGCGAGUUCGAGAUAUCAAACUUAAGCUUGACUCGAUGGUUUAUGAGGGCGCAAAGGUGGAGCUGGUUUAUUUUACCGAUGAAGGCAAGCCCACCACCAAUCUAGAAAGUUUGGUCGGGUCGGGCAAAUUCACGAUUCAGGCGCGGCUUUCCGGAGGCAAGAUGUGGCAGCAUUCGCAAAUUUUCCGCCAAGGAAAACACGCCGAGGACUACCCGUUUGAGCUGAACAUUCAGUUUAUGUAACUGUAAUCGAACUUAUUGUAAUAAGCAAGUGCGGCACCACCACCUGUGAAUCUUUAAUGAGAAAGCACUUUUUAAGCACAUUUUACUAUUACUUCCUAAUACUUAGUAAAGCAUUACAUCGAAAAAAAAAAUAUGUCGCGUAAACGAAAUUAACGUUUAAUAUAAAAUAAUUCCUAUUUGAACCAAUACUAUGAGGUAAUUACAAACAAUAAUCAAUGAACAGUGAUUUUCGAGUUUUAGAUAUUCUAGUCGAGAUAUGAAGAGUCGGGGAUUUUAUGACGAUGCAUUAUUCAAUAAUAAAUAGUUUCUAUCAAUGUAACCCACCUCUGUUAAAA
Messenger RNA from Culex quinquefasciatus (southern house mosquito), 2222 nucleotides. It is a transcript of the gene Pngl, whose product is annotated as peptide-N(4)-(N-acetyl-beta-glucosaminyl)asparagine amidase. NCBI's taxonomy places the organism in Eukaryota, Metazoa, Arthropoda, Insecta, Diptera, Culicidae. The transcript is spliced from 2 exons. Gene Ontology annotation, molecular function: peptide-N4-(N-acetyl-beta-glucosaminyl)asparagine amidase activity. The record is from RefSeq and is a predicted model, not a curated record. Gene Ontology annotation, biological process: glycoprotein catabolic process; protein deglycosylation; protein quality control for misfolded or incompletely synthesized proteins. The coding region runs from base 1 to 1887 and encodes 628 amino acids. Gene Ontology annotation, cellular component: cytoplasm; nucleus; cytosol.